This is a messenger RNA of Aureobasidium subglaciale EXF-2481, 2120 nucleotides long. RefSeq lists its product as uncharacterized. The record is from RefSeq and is a predicted model, not a curated record. Gene Ontology annotation, biological process: translational initiation. The coding region runs from base 197 to 1645 and encodes 482 amino acids. The transcript is spliced from 3 exons. Gene Ontology annotation, molecular function: translation initiation factor activity; guanyl-nucleotide exchange factor activity. NCBI's taxonomy places the organism in Eukaryota, Fungi, Ascomycota, Dothideomycetes, Dothideales, Saccotheciaceae. Gene Ontology annotation, cellular component: eukaryotic translation initiation factor 2B complex.
CGUUUGGAUAAUUAUCGAACUUUGGACUGGACCUUUGGCUCCGUCAAUAUUACAACCCUGCAUAUCGACUCUGCAACUCAUUUUGAGUGCUGUUCCCAAAGGAACAAACCAGAGGAAACGCUAUCCUGCCAUACUGGACAUCUGAGUCAUCACAUCAAGCAAAUUCUUGCGACAGCGACCUUUUGGAAUAAACAACAUGGCAACCGCUGUGGCGGCCGCCCCAGGCCUGUCUUCUUUCUUGAAGUCUCUCAAACACGCCGACGUUGAGAAUUCGAUUGAACAAUUCAUCUCGCUUUUGAAAAGACGUCAAAUCAGAAACUCUAGACCAUGUGCCAUCGCAACUACUCAGCUAUUGCUUCGCAUUGUGGCUGCUUCCAGGGCCAGAGAUGCUGCUUCUCUGAUCGAGCGCGUACGCAAAGUCGGUCAGCGUUUGAUUGCUGCCCAGCCUCGUGAGAUGGCAGUCGGCAAUAUUGUGCGUCGUGUUCUUGGUUUGAUCCGCGAAGUCGAGGAGACCGGUUUGGAUGCUGGUGCUCUUAGCGAAGCCGAACACAGUGACGAGCCUCAUCAUUCAUCACACAACGACUCUUUGCACAGGCCGGCCUUGAACUCUCACAUUUCAGCUUUCAGUCCGCUAAAUCACGGCGUUUCUGCGCCAAGCGCUACAAAUUUGGGGCAGGAGAGCCUUUCUUCGCUUGACUUUGCCGAUGCCACCGGUGUUCAUAGACCCCCUCUUCUCAGCACUCACACAUCCUAUGCUACAGGUCCUCAGGGAACUUCGCUGUUCGGUCUUCUCUCACAUCCUGAUGAGCCCUCUCCGAUAGCAACACCACCAACAGGUGCUCAGUCUCCAGUCUCAAAGAAUGGUUUCCGCUUGGGAAGCAUCGCAGAGACUUCGCAAACCAAAAUGGACGUCAAGGCCGAAGUCAUUGACGGCAUCAAGGAGCUCGUCGAUGAAUUGGAAAUCGUGGAUGAUCAAAUCGCCGCUUCUGCGCUCGAGCACAUUCACGCCAACGAGAUUAUCCUCACUCACACAUCUUCGCAGACGGUACAGAAGUUUCUGAUUGCAGCUGCUCGCAAGCGAAAGUUUACUGUUAUUCACGCCGAAGCAUAUCCUAAUGAUCACGUUGACACACAUGCCACGAUUCUGACUGGUGGCAAGAAGGGCGAUGAUGACGAUGAAGAGGCUGAUGAGCGAUGGAAGCCGCUGAUCUCCAUGGGCAUCCAAGUCAUCAUGAUCCCAGACUCUGCUGUCUUUGCUCUCAUGUCUCGUGUCAACAAGGUCAUUCUCGCCCCGCAUACCGUUCUCGCAAACGGAGGUCUGAUUGCAGCUACUGGUGCCCUGACCAUCGCACAAGCCGCCAAGGUGCACCAAACCCCUGUUGUCGUGGUCAGUGGUGUGUACAAGCUCAGCCCUGUGUAUCCAUUCGACAUGGAAGAGCUGGUCGAGUACGGUGACCCGGGCAAGGUUAUCGAUUUCCAAGAAGGCGAUUUUGUCGAGAACGUCGAUGUCACCAACCCCAUCUACGACUAUGUCAGUGCCGACCUUGUGGACCUCUACAUCACCAACCUUGGAGGCCAUGCACCCAGCUAUCUGUACAGGAUUGUCGCGGACCAUUAUCGUGUAGACGACAUCAAUCUCUCGUAACAAAGAUUCUAGCUAAGACGAAACGAAUACUCAAAAAAGCAUUUUCCACACCACUUUGGGUCGACCAUGUAAAUAUUCUACUUAUCCUUGCUCAGACACCAGACCAAAACGUCUCCAUGGCGCCGGUGAUCGUCAUGCCAGUGCGUAUUGAAUCCUCUCCAGCACUCUUCGUACGCAGUCUUGGACAAAAGCUCAGUCAUGGUAGGCUCCAAUUGUUCAAAGAAAACCAAAUAUUCAGGCCACUGUGCUCGUUCUUGGUGUAUAUCGAUCUGUGCGUCCAAAGUUCGUGCCCUCAAUGAUGUCUUGUCUUCCAUAUUUUCGUGCAUCCAAACGAUCGGGUCUGCAUAGAACUGAUCCGCCUCAUCCAUGUAGGAUGCUCGUGCCUCAACGGGAACAUCAAGUGGAGGUUCGCAUGUCAAUGCUCGAGCGUCAAUAUUCGGGUGUACCAAGUGACUUCUCCAUGGGGUGCUGUGAC